Messenger RNA from Ostrea edulis (European flat oyster), 4266 nucleotides. Its product is annotated as glutamine-dependent NAD(+) synthetase-like. Gene Ontology annotation, biological process: NAD+ biosynthetic process. The record is from RefSeq and is a predicted model, not a curated record. NCBI's taxonomy places the organism in Eukaryota, Metazoa, Mollusca, Bivalvia, Ostreida, Ostreidae. Bases 64 to 2694 code for a protein of 876 amino acids. Gene Ontology annotation, cellular component: cytoplasm. The transcript has 19 exons. Gene Ontology annotation, molecular function: ATP binding; NAD+ synthase (glutamine-hydrolyzing) activity; glutaminase activity.
GAUUUCUUCACGGCAACAAGCAAACGGUUCACGAAAACGAGCGUGACAUUUGUUUCUCACAGCAUGGGGAAGACAGUAACACUAGCAACUUGUACUUUAAAUCAAUGGGCCAUGGAUUUUAAAGGAAAUAUGGCUCGAAUAUCAGAAAGUAUCAAAAUAGCAAAGGAAAGAGGAGCUACCUACCGCCUCGGCCCGGAACUGGAAGUCACGGGCUAUGGAUGUAGUGAUCAUUUCUUUGAGAGUGACACGUUUCUCCAUUCUUGGCAAGUGUUAGCUGAGCUGCUGUCUAACCGUGACAACAUGGAUAUCAUGUGUGACAUCGGCAUGCCUGUAAUGCAUAAAAAUGUUGCUUAUAACUGCCGAGUGAUAUUUGUCAACAGAAAAAUUAUGUUAAUCCGUCCGAAGAUGACCCUGGCUAAUGAUGGUAACUACCGAGAGACUCGAUGGUUUACGUCGUGGAAACGACAUAAGUGUACAGAGGAGUUCUUCCUCCCUAGAAUGAUUCAGGAAAUCACUGGACAGAAAACCGUACCAAUAGGAGACGCUGUGAUAUCCACCAAUGACACGUGUCUGGGGAGUGAGAUCUGUGAAGAACUUUGGUCCCCUGAUGGACACCACAUCGAUCUAAGUUUAGACGGGGUGGAAAUUAUAGCCAAUGGAAGUGGGAGUCACCAUGAACUCAGGAAGGGCUACGUCAGGGUGGAUCUCAUUAAGUCAUGUACCAUGAAGUGUGGUGGGAUUUACAUAUUUGCCAAUCAGCUGGGAUGUGAUGGAGAGAGGACCUACUAUGAUGGAUGCUCAAUGAUCGCCAUGAAUGGAAACAUUGUGUCACAGGGCCCACAGUUUGCUAUCCAGGAAGUGAUAGUGAACACAGCCACUGUUGAUUUGGAAGACGUAAGAAUGUACAGGAAUUCAAUUCGCAGUAGGUCCGAAAUGGCUUCAAAUGUCCAGUCCUUUCCCAGGGUCCAGUGUGACUUCUCGUUGUCUCACCCUGACUUUUUCCAGCCAACCACUGACCCCAUUCAGUGGGUAUUUCACACCCCCGAACAGGAGAUCAGCCUGGGACCGGCUUGCUGGCUGUGGGACUACUUGCGGAGAAGUGGACAGGGUGGAUAUUUCCUUCCACUUAGUGGAGGAAUCGACAGCUCCAGCACUGCCUGUAUAGUGGCUUCAAUGUGUCAUCUGGUGGUAGAAUCUGUUCAGAGGGGAGAUAAAACUGUUCUGUCAGAUGUAAGAAGAAUUGUUGGAGAUGGCACUUACACUCCAUCUGACCCCAGUGAACUUGCCAGCAGACUGUUUACCACUUGUUACAUGGGCACAGAAAAUAGUUCAGAAGACACCAGAUCAAGAGCGGCAGAACUGGCAGGGCAGAUUGGAAGUUUCCAUUUGUCGAUAAGUAUUGAUGUUGCUGUGGCGGCAGUUUUAGGUGUGUUCACUACAGCGCUGAAACUUCUGCCAAAAUUCAAGGUCAACGGAGGCAGUCUUCGAGAAAAUCUGGCCUUACAGAAUGUUCAGGCCCGUUUGAGAAUGGUUUUGGCAUACCUGUUUGCCCAGCUGUGCUUGUGGGCCAGGGGAAGAUCUGGGGGCCUCCUGGUGCUGGGGUCUGCAAAUGUGGAUGAGGGACUACGUGGUUACAUGACGAAGUACGACUGCUCCAGUGCUGACAUCAAUCCUAUUGGAGGAAUCAGUAAAACAGAUCUGCGCCGGUUCAUUCUGUACUGCUCGGAACAUUUUGGAUUCACUGCUCUCAACAAGAUCUUCCAUGCCCCUCCAUCAGCAGAGUUAGAGCCCCUGCAGCAGGGCCAGCUAGCCCAGACAGAUGAGGAAGACAUGGGUAUGACGUAUGAGGAACUCUCUGUCUAUGGUCGACUGAGAAAACAAAAUCGCUGUGGUCCAUACAGCAUGUUCUGUAAACUGGUUCAAGUGUGGAAGGACAAGUUUUCACCAGAAGAGGUGGCAGACAAGGUGAAGCACUUUUUCCGCUGCUAUGCCAUCAAUCGGCACAAAAUGACCACGCUGACCCCAUCAUACCACGCAGAGACCUAUAGUCCAGAUGAUAAUCGUUAUGACCACAGACAGUUCUUAUACAAUGUCAAGUGGCCAUGGCAGUUUGAAUGCAUCGAUGCUCAGGUCGAGAAACUGAUGAUCCUAUACGAGGAAUCGCAGAGGACUCAGAGAAGAAACCUUCCCUCGUCCAGCUCCUUGCAAAACCCGGUGAACCAUAACCAAAAUGUGUUUGAUCCGUCCAACAAAGGUCAAGGCACUUCUGAAUACGGUAUUGUCGUGUCCAAUCAGAUCUGCGAGGGGGAUCCUGAGGAUUCGGUCAAAAUCGAGAAUUAUGGAAUUGGACAUCAGCUGAAUACAGCAGGUCAAAGUCAAGCUAUGAAGACCAUACAACUUGGUGAUUCAGCAACUAAAAUGAAGAUCCCAAGAGGGAAGACCCCUGUUUUACCAAUGGAAGCAACUUGCAAUGGAUACAGAUUAGAAAAUGAGCAGGUUAAGCCUUUAAUGAACGAGAUGAAGUCAUCAAAUCGUCUCUCUGUGGGAGAUGAGCUAAUCCAGGUGGAUGAUGUGGAGGGGUGUGGGGUGGUUUGGAAGGAUCUGUACACUCCUACGAGUUGUAAACGCCAUCUAUUAAACCAGACAGACAGAGAGUUUCAGUCAAAGAGAUCUCGCAGUUUGCUUACCGUAUGAACUGUUUGAAUUCUGGGUAAUUUUAAACAUUCCUAAACCUACACUCUUAUCCACUUUAUAUAUAUGCUCAAAAAUAUCAAAGCAUAUCUGAAAAAUGAAUACAAAAGAGAACAAUAGAUUAAAUGAAAUCCAUUGAUUCCAUUAUUUAGGGGGGGUAGAAGGGUGUGAUGAUGUGAUUGAGGAACUAAAUCUCUAUGGAUUUUGGUUUUUUUUAUGUUUAUAUAAUUAUGCUUAUAUAAAUAUAAUCUGAAUUUUUUUUACUAUAUAUUCUAUUAGAAAACCUAUCUCUUGAUAUUUAAGAGAAUUAGAUUAGAAAUUACUGAUGUUGAAAACUGGUCAAUAUGUCCUAGUAAUGUCAUGGCAAUCAUAUUCAUGACUAUUUCUGUUUUGGAAUGUACAUGAAAAUACAUUUAUGCACUUAUGUGAAUUUACUUCAUCUUCUGCACGCAGUUUGAAAUGCAGUGAUUUUGACCAUCAUUGUAUUGAUCACAUUUAUUUUAUCGUUGGUAAAAUUUUGUGACUCUGUAUUUUGUAGUGUUUUCCAUCUUACACAGGGUAGUACUUUCAUUGUUAGAUUGAUGUGAAUGUUUUUAAAAAUGUAUAACACACCAGAGAAAACUGUUAUGAAUGAAAAAUGAAGAUUUUGUACAAUAUUUUACAAAUUCAAAAUGUUGUUUAUUCGGAGGGGGAGGGGGGGGGGUGCAGUUUUUAGUAAAAAGUAACCAGAAUAAAAAUUGAAAUAUCUGAGAUUUGGACGUUGGACCUACAGAUCAGCAACCUCACAUGUUAACCCGCUGAACUAGGCUAUGAAGUUUAUAUGGACCUGGACUGAGUUUUACUAAACUUCUUAUCUUAUGCAAAAAUUUCUGACUUAAGAAUUUAUAUAUUACUAGUCUGAUAUUUAUUUUUCUUUUUAUGGUUUGAAGGAAUGUCGGCCAUUAGGACGAUGUGUUAUAUUCCAGUAUGAUACAUGUACAUGGAUCAAAAUUGUAAUAAUGUUGUUUUGUUGUUGUGUUGUUGGAUUUAGAAUUUUGUCCUGCAUAUCAUUAAGAAAAAAAUUUAGAGCCCCAGAACUCCUACGGAACUUGAAGACACGAUCUUCAGAUUGCUAUCACGAUACCUUAAUCCACUGACCUAUUACUAGGUGUGGUGAAUUUGAUCAUCAAUGGUGUACUUCAUUUGAAAUACUGUGACAACAUGGAUAAUGUAUGUGCUAUUCCUUCUUAAUUAGAGGGCAAAUUUUUUUUUUUUUAAACUUUGUGAAAUCAGACCUACUUCUGCAGUAAAACAUGCGUAUAGCGAUGUGCUGGGAGCAAACAAUUUUGAUUUAUUAUAAACAUAACUUGUUAUAUUCAGUAAAAUCAUGAUAUGUUUUAAAACUUCGUUGUAAGCGUUAAUUCGUUAUAAAUGUAUUUGCUGUAACCAUGUUUUACUGUAUUUAUAUACUGCUGGUGAUAUAACUGAUCUCACUUUGAAAGUAGAUAUUUUUAUGUUCCAGUAUGUGUUUUUACACAAAACAUACUUCAUGUAUAUUACAAAUACUGCACGAUUAAUAAAUAGUCAAAUCUUCAA